Molecule: messenger RNA, 2622 nt
Organism: Coturnix japonica (Japanese quail)
Lineage: Eukaryota; Metazoa; Chordata; Aves; Galliformes; Phasianidae
Source: RefSeq, a predicted model, not a curated record
UGCGCAGCCCCAACCCCCGCAGCUCCGCUCCCCGCCCCCGGGACAGAGUCCAGAGCCGGGACGGCUCCGGGGCGGGACGCGCUGCGGGGUCGGUGCGGGAUGGAGCGAACGGAGCCGGUACCGGAGCUGAUCCGAAAGAAACGGGACGGGGAGCGGCUGCGGGACAACGAGAUCCGCAGCUUCGUGAGAGCCGUCACCGACGGCACCGCGCAGCAGGGACAGAUCGGCGCGAUGCUGAUGGCCGUGAGGCUGCGGGGAAUGGACCAACACGAGACGCUGUCGCUGACCCGCGCCAUGAUGGAGUCGGGCCGGGAGCUGGAAUGGCCCCAAGAGUGGAAUGGGGUGAUCGUGGAUAAACAUUCCACGGGGGGAGUGGGGGACAAAGUCAGCAUCGUGUUGGCACCAGCACUGGCAGCAUGUGGGUGUAAGGUGCCCAUGAUCAGCGGGCGCGGGCUGGGCCACACUGGGGGCACCCUGGACAAACUGGAGGCCAUCCCUGGGUUCUGUGUCACCCAGAGCCCGGAGCAGAUGCGGCGCAUCGUGGGCUCCGUGGGCUGCUGCAUCGUGGGUCAGAGCGCCGAGCUGGUCCCUGCGGACCGGGCGCUGUACGGGCUGCGUGACGUCACCGCCACCAUCGACAGCGUCCCGCUCAUCACCGCGUCCAUCCUCAGCAAGAAGGCGGCGGAGCGAGUCACGGCGCUGCUGCUCGACGUCAAGUUCGGGAGCGCCGCGUUGUGCCCCGACGUGGACAGUGCGACCGAGCUGGCACGGAGCCUCGUGAGACCCCCCCCAUCAUACCACCCCCUGACCACAUCACCCCAUACUCUGGGAGCCGGACGGAACCGGGUCGGGGACCGGAUCGACCCCAACGUGGGCGUGGAGCUGCUGGUGGCGGCCGGGCAGCGGCUGACGGGGGGUGACCCCUGGCUGCGGCUGCACCACAACGGCCACGUGGGGGCGGAGCAGCGCCGGGUUCUGCAGAGCGCGCUGCUGCUGGAACCGGAACCGGACACCGGAACCGGGACCGGGACCGACACCGGCCCCACCAGGCCGCCCCUCAUCGCCGACAUCGUCCUGCCCCACGGGGCGGAGCAGCGAUAAUGGUGAACGGUGGCUCCGUGCGGGGGGAGGAUCCGCCAGGGGAGCAACGGGACCGGAACCGAACCGGACCGGAACCGAACCGGACCAGAACCGAACCGGAACCGAACCGGACCGGAACCGCAGCGACACCGAACCGACUCCAAACCGCAGCGACACCGAACCGACUCCAAACCGCAGCGACACCGAACCGGCCACGACCCACAGCGACACCGAACCGUCCCGAACCCUCAGCGACAUCGAACCGGACCGGAACCGCAGCGACACCGGACCGGACCGGACCGGCAGCGACACCGGACCGUCCGAUUGGCGGAACAGCGGAGCGGAACAGCGCCCCCUGCUGGGCAGAGCGCGACUGUCCUCACCGAUAACUAUCGGUGCACUAUCGUGGCACUAUCGUGUCAUAAAGAGCACUAUAAUGGCACUAUCAUGGCACUAUCGUGUCAUAAAGAGCACUAUCAUGGCACUAUCAUGGCACUAUCGUGUCAUAAAGAGCACUAUCAUGGCACUAUCGUGGCACUAUCGUGUCAUAAAGAGCACUAUCACACUAUCGUGGCACUAUCGGGGCACUAUCAUGUCAUGAAGGCACUAUCGUUGCAUUAUCGUGUCAUAAAGAGCUCUAUCGUUCCACUAUCGUGGCACUAUCAUGUCAUCAAGGGCACUAUUGUGGCACUAUAUGGCACUAUCAUGACACUAUCAUGUCAUAAAGAGCACUAUCAUGGCACUAUCAUGGCACUAUUAUGGCACUAUCAUGUCAUAAAGGCACUAUCGUUGCACUAUCGUGUCAUAAAGAGCACUAUCGUUCCACUAUCAUGGCAUUAUCAUGGCACUAUCGUGUCAUAAAGGGCACUAUCGUGGCACUAUCAUGACACUAUCAUGGCACUAUCGUGUCAUAAAGGGCACUAUCGUGGCACUAUCAUAUCACUAUCAUGUCAUAAAGGGCACUAUCGUGGCACUAUCAUAGCACUAUUGUGUCAUAAAGGGCUCUAUCAUGGCACUAUCAUGGCUCUAUCAUGGCACUAUCAUGGCACUAUCAUGGCUCUAUCAUGGCACUAUCAUGGCACUAUCAUGGCUCUAUCAUGGCACUAUCGUGUCAUAAAGAGCACUAUCGUGGCACUAUUGUGGCACUAUCAUGUCAUCAAGGGCACUAUCAUGGCAUUAUCAUGCCGUAAAGGACACUAUCGUGGCACUAUCGUGUCAACAAGGGCACUAUCGUGACACUAUCAUGUCAUAAAGGGCACUAUUGUGGCACUAUCAUGGCACUAUUGUGUCAUAAAGGGCACUAUCAUGGCAUUAUCAUGUCAUCAAGGGCACUAUCGUGGCACUAUCAUGGCACUAUCAUGUCAUAAAGUUGCACUAUCAUGGCACUAUCAUGGCACUAUUGUGUCAUAAAGGCCUCUAUCAUGGCAUUAUCAUGUCAUCAAUGGCACUAUCGUGACACUAUCAUGUCAUAAAGGGCUCUAUCAUGGCACUAUCAUGGCACUAUCAUUUCACUAUCAUGUAAUAAAGGGCACUAUCAUGGCA